UGGGCGGAGCCUCUAUCCUUACCGUGAGUUUUGUUCCAGCGGUUACAUGAUAGCCUGCACCUGGAAGAGCAGCCUGCCUCCUCCUCUGUCGGCCUGUCUACCGUAAUGAAAGGUUCCGUGGCCAUGGAAGCCACCAGGAGAAGAGCCCAGCACGGUGCCAAUGGGAAGUCCAGUGAAGAGGAGGGGCAGCCUGCACAGUGGGGGAGAGCAUGGGAGGUGGACUGGUUUUCCCUGAGCAGUGUUAUAGGCCUCCUCUGCUUCGCCCCUUUCAUCGUCUUCUACUUUGUGAUGGCCUGUGAUCAGUACCAGUGCUCCGUCAGCCAGCCUCUGAUUGAGUUAUACCAAGGAGAGACCACCCUGCUCUCCAUCUGGUCCCGAGCUCCCUCCUUCACCUGGUCAGCUGCAAAGAUCUACGCCAUCUGGGUGUCCUUCCAGGUGUUCCUGUAUAUGUGUGUUCCUGACAUUACACACAAGUUUAUUCCUGGCUAUGUCGGUGGAGUGCAGGACGGAGCACGAACGCCUGCUGGCUUGAUUAACAAGUAUGAGGUGAAUGGGCUGCAGUGCUGGCUGAUCACUCAUGCUCUGUGGUACGCCAACGCCCAAUACUUCCACUGGUUUUCCCCCACCAUCAUCUUUGACAACUGGAUCCCUCUGAUGUGGUGUGCUAACAUACUGGGCUACGCUGUUUCCACCUAUGCUUUCACAAAGGCCUACCUUUUCCCCACGUGCGCUGAAGACUGGUGAGUACUG
Messenger RNA from Notothenia coriiceps (black rockcod), 750 nucleotides. RefSeq names its product 7-dehydrocholesterol reductase-like. Gene Ontology annotation, biological process: cholesterol biosynthetic process; brassinosteroid biosynthetic process. Lineage: Eukaryota; Metazoa; Chordata; Actinopteri; Perciformes; Nototheniidae. The transcript has 5 exons. The record is from RefSeq and is a predicted model, not a curated record. Gene Ontology annotation, molecular function: 7-dehydrocholesterol reductase activity. Bases 106 to 744 code for a protein of 212 amino acids. Gene Ontology annotation, cellular component: endoplasmic reticulum membrane.